UUGCUAUAACACAUCCUCUCUUUUUGCCUAAUCAAACAGUAUCAGGAUGGCGCUUCAUCGCUUGUUCCAGCUGUCCGCGCUGCUACGCUCUGCCGUGUCAUUGACACUUCGCAGGAACGUGGGUCUGUCCGCUGUCCUAUUUAACCGGGCAUCGGACAUGGACCCCGUCCAGAAACUCUUCCUGGACAAGAUCCGUGACUACAACACCAAGAGCAAGGCCACUGGUGGGAUUGUUGAUGCAGGCACCACCUACCAGAAGAACUUGUCUGAUGAGAAGACCAAGCUCCAGAGGUUAUAUGGUGCCGGUGACCUCACCAAAUUCCCAGACUUCCAGUUCCAAGACCCCAAGUUUGAUGAAGUGGUCAAGUAAAUGGUCAUGGCGUCUGUCCUAAAUGUCACCACUAUAAUGUACUAUUUAAUAAAUGAAAUGGAUGUAUUAAUGAUGCUAUGUAUUUUCCAUCAUUUUUGUAGGGAUACCCAGACUGUUCCAAUGCAUAAUUAUACACACUUGACAAUUUGCUGUUUGAUAAGAAAAACGACUCUUUAAUUGAGUGCAUAUCAUAAGGAACAAACUUAACUCAUCCAUACUUUAUCUAGAAAACAUACACUCAGGUAUACAGACACACACUUCGGAGAACACAGUAGCAUAAUAAUACUUAAAAUGCAAGUAAGGCAAAUUUUGACAAAGAAAUAGAAAAAUAAGGUAAACCCAAAGCGAAAGGCACAGGUUAUCAGAGACCAUGCAGGCACAUACAGGUCACAAGGGAUCUUAAUAAGCUUAAAUGGCGGCUUCAAAACAUUUACAGUAUGUCCCAGUUAAGAACCUGAUGCGUUUAAAGCAGAGGAAUACGAUUUUAAGGUGGUGGUGCUGUACACUGUGGUUCCCUCAUGUCCACAACUUUACAUG
Osmerus eperlanus (European smelt) is the source of this 907-nucleotide messenger RNA. RefSeq names its product ATP synthase peripheral stalk subunit F6 (gene atp5pf). The transcript is spliced from 3 exons. Gene Ontology annotation, biological process: proton motive force-driven ATP synthesis. The record is from RefSeq and is a predicted model, not a curated record. Bases 47 to 370 code for a protein of 107 amino acids. Gene Ontology annotation, molecular function: proton transmembrane transporter activity. Lineage: Eukaryota; Metazoa; Chordata; Actinopteri; Osmeriformes; Osmeridae.